This is a messenger RNA of Euleptes europaea (tarantolino), 2326 nucleotides long. RefSeq names its product WD repeat and coiled-coil-containing protein-like. Bases 5 to 2284 code for a protein of 759 amino acids. The transcript has 3 exons. The record is from RefSeq and is a predicted model, not a curated record. NCBI's taxonomy places the organism in Eukaryota, Metazoa, Chordata, Lepidosauria, Squamata, Sphaerodactylidae. Gene Ontology annotation, molecular function: kinase binding.
AAAAAUGGAGCUGGGGAAAGGAAAGCUACUGCGAACUGGCCUCAAUGCCCUAUACCAGGCCAUACAUCCUAUGCAUGGCAUUGCGUGGACGGAUGGAAAGCAAGUGAUACUGACUUCUUUCUAUCUACGUAACGGGGAACCUGAAUUCGGCAGCUCCAAUGUGGUGGGUCAGUUUGAACACGUCCACGGACUCUACUGGGGUCCAUCAUGCACUGAAGACGUCCCUGCGCUUCUUGCCAUUCAGCAUAAAAAACACAUAACCAUGUGGCAACUCUGCUACAGCGCUUUAGAAAGAAAUAAGCUUAUGGUUUAUCAAAUCAGUGAAAUUGGCGAGCUGUUUCCCAUACUCCCCCAGGGCUGCAUAUGGCACCCCAAAAGAGAAAUCUUGGCUGUGCUAACCACACGGGACGCUUCGGUCCUGCACACGGUUCGCCUCAACAAUUCCAGGAUCAAAGCUGACAUCAAAGGCACUGGGCUCGUCCACUGUGCUUGCUGGACUGAAGAAGGCAACCGCUUGGUAAUUGGAAUCGGCAGUGCCCUCCAUUCCUAUAUUUGGGACGACGGUCAGAAAACUUUGAAUGCAUGUUCUUUUUGCCCAAUAUUUGAUGUCGGGGGUUACAUCUGUGCAGUUGAAGCCACUUUAAAUUCCCAAGUGGCUGUUGCUACCGAACUUCCUCUAGAUAAGAUAUGUAGCUUGAAUGCGGGGAUGGCUUUUGAAAUCCCAGCUGAUGCUGUCUCUAACUCCGUUCCUUCACAAACUACCUCACUGAGCUGUGAAGAAGAGUUCUCUAUGGAUGCUGGGAAGAAGUUACUGGACCAAGAACAGUCUGUACCUGUUGGAACAGGCGCAUCUUCACCUGUAGAUCUGACCCAUAUUCUUCCAAGCAAACCACGAUCAGACAACACUCCUCUCAUUCAUCUAAGAGCAAAGGACUACCUGACAGGAAGUGGCCAAGAUGCUUCACACCUGAUCUUGGUGACUUUUGAAAAAAAGGUGACAGCUACCAGAAGAGUCAGCAUCCCGGGUAUUUUGGUCCCGGACAUAAUGACCUUUGACCAUAAAAAUCAGAGUGUGGCCAUUGCGUCCAACACUUGCAAUAUAAUUUUGGUUUACUCGUUAACUUCAUCCCACUUACCAAACAUUCAACAAAUUCAACUUGAGAAAAGCGAGAGGCCAAAGGGAUUGUGUUUCCUCACAGAGAAACUGUUACUGAUACUGGUUGGGAAACAGAAAUUAACAGAUCCCGCUUUUCUUCCAUCCUCACGAUCAGACAAGUACCUUCUUCGUUUGAUGAUCAAAGAAAUCAUCUGCAAAGAGGGUUCCUCUGCACUUUCCAGUUCCGCUCUAGUUGGUUCUGUAAGCCUGUCUGUGAAAAGAGAGGUCCUUGAAAUGCAUUCAGACGCUCAGCCUCUAAGUGACGGAUUGCUCCUCCCGGGCUGCACAGUAAUUCACUCUCCUAGAAGUAAAACAAAACUCAUUGAAGAAAUUAAGAGUCCUGCUAAUGAACAAAACCUGUUGAUGAGUGCAGUUGACUUAAAGGGAAAGAACGUUUCCAAGGAUUUCCCCCAAAUCCUAGAAACUUUGGAUACUGAACCAACAAAUCGUUCCAUGGUUCUUCAAGGGAUUCAGUCAUCGACGGACUUACCAGCUUCCCCAAACAAGCAAGUGCAGAGAUCUCCUGAAACAUUAAAUGCCUCAAAUGAUGUCUUGCGAGGUGAAAAGGAAGCCAGUUACUUACCUAAAAAUCUCGAAAGACUGUGUAGCAGCUUUACAGAGUUGCAGCAUCAGCUUUUUGAACUAACUGAGCUUCUGAAAUCUGGGAAAAAAUCUCUGCCAGGAUACCCAUCUUCUCGUGAACCCUCUUUCGUCAAUAUCACUUGCCAGAAGGAGUCCUCUGGAACUGUGACACUUGAAAAGCGAGCUGUUAUCCUCUGUGAUGGCAAACUUCGUCUAAAUAUAGUUCAGCAGAUUUUCAACCUGUGUCUUGUUGAAAUGCAGCAUGGUUUGUCCUGGAUUGUUCUCACUGCAGACAGCGAGGGCUUUAUUCCGUUGACCUUCAGCACGCUGCAGGAGAUAGUAAUCAGAGAUGCUUGUGCCAACCCUCACGAAGACAGCGUUCAUUCUUCCAAAACCCUGGACAUUGUCAACUCUGCUGGAGGCUACAGAAAGCUUUCUUCUCAAAGUCUGGAUCAGUCCACCAGUUCUUUGGAAGUACUGAGAGAACAUUCUUCUAGGAGUCUAGAGACCAGCAGUUCCUCCGACCAAGUCAGCCCUAAUUCAUAACUUGAACUAAAACUGUUCAUACCCAGGACAAUUUGGUAGUUG